Yarrowia lipolytica CLIB122 is the source of this 978-nucleotide messenger RNA. RefSeq lists its product as uncharacterized. Gene Ontology annotation, molecular function: transaldolase activity. Gene Ontology annotation, cellular component: intracellular anatomical structure; cytoplasm. The record is from RefSeq and is a predicted model, not a curated record. Gene Ontology annotation, biological process: pentose-phosphate shunt, non-oxidative branch; pentose-phosphate shunt; carbohydrate metabolic process. Lineage: Eukaryota; Fungi; Ascomycota; Dipodascomycetes; Dipodascales.
AUGUCUUCCAACUCUCUUGAACAGCUUAAGGCCGCCGGCACCACCGUUGUCACCGACACUGGUGAAUUCGAGUCCAUCGCCAAGUACAAGCCCCAGGACGCCACCACCAACCCCUCUCUGAUCCUGGCCGCUUCCAAGAAGCCCGAGUACGCCAAGCUCAUUGACGAGGCCGUUUCUUUCGCCAAGACCAAGUCCUCCGACCCCAAGGAGCAGGUCAACAUUGCUCUGGACCAGCUGCUCAUCGAGUUCGGCUCCGAGAUUCUCAAGAUUGUCCCCGGUCGAGUCUCCACCGAGGUCGACGCCCGACUCUCUUUCGACAAGGACGCCACCAUCAAGAAGGCUCUGCAGCUCAUUGACCUCUACAAGGCCAAGGGCAUUUCUUCUGACCGAAUCCUCAUCAAGAUCGCCUCCACCUAUGAGGGUAUCCAGGCUGCCAAGGAGCUCGAGUCCAAGCACGGUAUCCACUGUAACCUGACUCUUCUCUUCUCCUUCGUCCAGGCCGUUGCCUGUGCUGAGGCCAAGGUCACCCUCAUCUCUCCCUUUGUUGGCCGAAUCCUCGACUGGCACAAGGCCGCCACCGGCAAGACCUACGACGCUGCCGAGGACCCCGGUGUCAUCUCCGUCAAGAACAUUUUCGACUACUACAAGAAGUUCGACUACAAGACCAUUGUCAUGGGUGCUUCUUUCCGAAACACCGGUGAGAUCAAGGAGCUUGCUGGCUGUGACUUCCUGACCAUCUCCCCCGGUCUGCUUGAGGAGCUGCUCAACUCCACCGACCCCGUCCCCCAGAAGCUGUUCGCCGACAAGGCCAAGUCUCUGGACAUUGAGAAGAAGGCCUACCUCGACGAGGAGCCCAUCUUCCGACGAGACUUUAACGAGGACCAGAUGGCCACCGAGAAGCUCUCCGACGGUAUCCGAAAGUUCGCUGCUGACGCCGUCACCCUUUCCAAGCUCAUUGAGACCAAGCUCUCCGCUUAG